UUGUCAAGGGCAAGCGGAGGAACGCAGCGCUCCGUCUUAGUCCGUGCAUCUAUCAGCGACAGCAUCAGCAUAAUCAACGGCGCAGCGGCUGGAAGUAGCAGCAGCAGCAUGGCAGCCGCUGUCGCGCCAUCGUCCGGCUCCGCUGCGGCGGCCCUGCAGACACCGGCCUCGUCGCCGACGCGCGGUUCGAAUCUCACAGGUGCGCCCGGGCGCAGCCUUUCGCUGUCUAGUGUCUCGCACGCUGCCAAGUCGGGCAGCAGCAUCCCGACCGUAGCUGCGAGUGCGAGCGUGAGUGGGAGGAUCUCGUCGAAGUUCUCCGCUCGCCCACGCCGGACGUCCGCAUUGCCCACCUUGAGUGCGUCCAACGGCGCUGCCGCGGCAGCGGGUGAGGUGGCGCCGAACGGAAGCCUGAGCAACAGCAGCAGCAGCAACACAAUCGGCCGCUCGGCGGGCUCGCAGAUCGUGCAGGCCGGCAAGCUGCCUGUGCCGAUUGCCACGCCCCUGAUGGAGGAGGGCAACAACUGCCGUCAGGUGAACGAUGGCGCGUGGCGAAGCGUCGCCUCGGCGCUCCAACGCGCUCAGAGCAAUGCGUCGCUGCAGUCUGCUCAGGCAGUCUUCCCCUCGCAAGACCCAGUACCUGCUUCGACCACGCCCACCAAGAGCGGGCCUUUUGCUAGCUUCCGAAGGCUGAUGCGCGGUUCUUCGAGGGCCAAAUCAAACCCGACACACCCGGCAGCUGCAGGCGUAAGGCAAGUGUCCAAACCUUCAGAGUUCGGCGUGCUCGAAGAGGACACCAACUUUAGCGAUGCCGGCUCGGCCCCUAGCUCCUCGAUCGGCUCGCGCAAACGGACUAAAUCAGAGGGUAAAGCGGGCAUGAUAGCCAGCAGCUUCAAGGCGCGAGAUCCACCCAAGAUACCGUCAUCAUCAUGGAUCGUACGUGCUGCCGGACCCGAAUCGAAGGCACUGCAAAAUGAGUCCGAAGGUUCAGGGGAGAUAGGUGGAGACAAGGCGGCAGCGCUCGAGCACUCAUAUCAAACGCUGGACGCUGCGAUGGAGCGUGUGCAACAAGGUUCUUCCACGUUCGACGGCCUGCCGUUUUCUUCCUCGACCGGGUUGCUCCGGCCGACCAAUAAUGAUGAGCAAACGCGAUCGCCACACUCAGCGGCUUUUGGUUUACCCGCACAGGAUCGCUCACUUACUCUGCAAGCCUUGCAAGCAUCGCCAAAAAGAGCCGGCAGCUUGGGCUUACGGCCUUUGAAUGCUCUUGAUUCGGCCGACGAGGAAAGUCUCCUGACUCAUGACCAUCGAGCGACCUUGAAGCGCCAGCCAAGUUCGUCCUCCGCUUCAUCUUUCCUUGGCAUGGGCCUUGCGAUAGGCGCAGGUCCGAACGGCUCGACGGAAGUACUGGGCAACUACUCAUCCGGUCGGCAGCCAUCUCGCUUACCCGGGUUCGAAGCGGCCCGCUUCAUCUCGUCAAAUGUUCGGCCUGCACAGUCAGAUGGAGCACAGGCCAGCAUCCCAAAAAUGUGGCAGCCCGUGGACACAGCCGACAUAAGGUCAUCCCAUGAAGCCAGAGACGAUGACAUGACUCCCAUCCUUCCGUCUACCAACCUGUGCGGAGGCGUCCAGGGUUCCGUGGCAGAUACCGAGCCCACCGCGUCGUGGCGCACUGCAGUCUCGUCCAUUGUCAGCUCGCCGGACACGGCUUGCGCGGCUGCUGCGGUUGCUCCACUUGCUUCCACUUUUAGCGCCGGAGAGAGAUCUAGUCGGUCUCUGGAACUGCCGCCAAGGUCCAAGGUGGAAGAACCGCCACUACUGGAUGUUUUUUCGAACCUCGAGCGACACUUCCCUUCGACCGUAUCAAGUGAUGCCGACAGCUCCGCAUCGAUGCGGGCUGGUAUCGAGCGCAUCACACGUUCGCCCGCGAUAGCUGCAGGACCUUCUAUGGAGCCCAUGAUGUUCUCUUCCUUCGCCACAGGCCCGCAUGCUAGUGGGCAUGAUAUGGGUGCCACACCCUACGGAUCGAUCAGCUCGACGUCGCAGGCUCGCAAACGAAAUACUUUUGGUGGAGGAAAUGAAUAUUUACCUCGCGCCUACGAGCCGCCUCCAUCGUCCAGCUAUUCCUCCAAUCUGCGCUCGACUCACAAUGACGAGCUGUCCGUGUCGGAGAUCGAGAGUAAUUUGGCCAUCAUUGAAGCUGCUCUCAAUGACAACAGUUUUGAGGGAAGCUUCGAUCCAACCGUCCUUAGGCGUCGACUCGGCUCUCCGGAGCAGUCGUUCAAGGUCAGCUCCGGUCAGUCGAGGGUUGCGACUCUGAACACCAGCUCUCAUACCCUCUCGCCAGAGAGAAUCACACUUCGACCUCAGUCUCACUAUGCCAUCGCACACGCAAUUCGCGAGGUACGGAGGGCAAUCAGCUCGCAGCUUUCUGGACGUAUUGACGAGAGCGCAGAAUCCGAUGUAGGUGCAGUGACCGAUACCGAACCACCAGAGUCGGCCAAGGCUCCUGUCCGACGCAGAGACUUGAGGGAGACAACACCUGCUCGGGCAGCGCGGUACCGACAAGAAUCAAUGCGCGAGGUCGAGGAGACAUACGGCCGGAUGGUGAACCUUGUAACGGCAAGUGCAGGCAUUCAAGGAUCUCCCAUCCCCAUACAAGGCGAGGUAAAUCAAUGGGGAUGCAAUACACGAGCGAUCUCGGUGCUAUCACGAGGUCCGUUGGCGCCUGGUGAAGGUCAUGACCUCAUCGCAAGUCCUCCUUCCAAUGCCACUCAACAGAACACAGCUAGCCAACCCGCUUCUCCAGUCGCCGCAAGGAGGCGGAACACUGCACCUUCCUUUGACGAGAGUGCGAUAGAUCCGGAUAGAUUUGAUCGCUCCCAGGAAGAUAUCGCUGUGCACACAGAGGCUGUCCACUCGCAAGGCAGUCAUGCUGCGCUGAAGCGCAGCUCUGGUGGGAGUGCUUCUAAUAGAGGGACCUCGAGCACGUCGCCCUCUCUGGCAAUCAAGAUGCAAGGCACGCCUCAGUCGUCUCAAGAUCGAGCGGCUGCUGAAAUGCACCAAGCCUGCCAUCCCACAGACCAACGGUCAAGUCAUUCGCAGCCGCGUUCUAGUCCCGAGGCGCGCAGAGCUUCCUUCGAUCGUUUGCAGGCUAUGAUCCACGAGGCGCGCAUUCCAGAGGAGAGCAUCCCUUUGACUCAGACUCGCGCACAAGAGUCUACUGGAAACGCAAUCUUGAGUCAAAACAUAUCCUCGAGCCGCGCCAGCUUCCAGCGUGCUUCACCGGCUCCGCUAACCUUGACUUCUGUGCUCCGACAGUCGUUUGAUAGCGCUGGAGGGCACUCGAGGUUUUCUGCGGAAAGGGGGGCACAGCUUUCGAACCGCUUGAGCAACACAGAGCUAUCCGUGCGCGGUUUUCAUCCGAUCGUCGCUUUAGAUGAUCUCGCGGACGUGCAAACGGUCGGCACCUCCAUUCUAGGAUCACCCCUGUCGUCACACAACCUCACCAUCUUGCAGCGCCGGCAUAACCUCGAAAAGAAUAGUCUUCUCGAUGCGCUCGAGCGAGCCAAAGGGGAAGCGGACCAGUACCGGCAGCAGAACGAGCAAUUGCGCACGGACCUGCACCAAGAAGUCGCUCGGAUGUUGGAGCUGGAAAGAGCAUAUGAGAUGAGCUGUUCACGGGAAGAUGAGAUGCAGAGCAAGGUAGAGAAGCUAGAGGAUCAAUUACGAGCGGAGCACGAGGCGCGCAUUGACCUGCUGGACAAGCUUGAGAGGAUCAGCGCCCUUUGGCCUGGGAACAACGAUGGCGCUGUCGGCGACGACUUUGCGCGGAUGCUGCCAUCCACUGGCCACUCGGCGUCGGGUGUUACUUCUGGCGCUCCUGGUCCGUCGACCGCGCCGUCCUCGGCAGGCGACACUUUUCAGCGCGAUGCCUUGAAGUUGGCAGCAUCUCGCGAGCCCGCGAUCGAAGCAACCGAAGUUAUAUGCGGUAUCGACGAUACUGGGCCUGUCACUCACCAGUUUGAACCGGUAAGCGCACCUACGACUCGAGUACGCGUCUCACGACAUAUUUCGCAUUCGCCCAUCUUGACAACUCGGAUCUCAGACGAUGACAUUCUCAUUUCGUCGGAUACCUCUGAUUACGAUGGCGAUGACGGCCCAGAUCGAUCUUUGCAGCCGAGAGCUGGCAGUCGCUCCGAAGGCAAGGGAAAGGUCGAAGCAAGGGACACGUUGCGGUCCUACCCGUCUGAGCUUGGCUUGCACAUCAAUUCGCAGGAGAUGAGCUGGGGCAAUCUCGUCGAUGAAGCACCGCCUGACGAAACGACCGCGCCGGAUGAUAGCAUCAUGCUUGGUCGCAGGCCGACGCGCUCAGAAAACAGCAGCAUGGGCGCCAAGGAAACGAGCAAGCCCAUCCUUUCUGUUGAGGCUGAUGCUCCAUCAAGUGCCAGUGCGAUUAGCAGCGGUGCAGUUCUUCCUACAGCGAUGCCAGCGCCCGCGGUUGCACCGUCAGCCACUGCGUCGCCGUCCGCACCAAGCAAGCAUCGCUCUCAGCUGCCGCAGCUGGCUGCGCCUAUUCCCACAGCAAGUGUGGUGACUCGCACGGUAUCCUCUAGUUCUGUGACGACUGGAGAGACGCGACGCGUGCCGGGCUCGCUGCCGUCUUCAAGUCAAGGCAGCAUACGAUCUGUUUCGGGCGGGCAGCGCGCAUCUCUCAUUGGGGCGAGCGGCAUUCCCAAGCCUGCGAGCAUUCACAGCAGGAUGGGCUCGGGCGGAGGAGGCAUGCGCAAAGUGUCAAGCGCAACGGCUGCAACGGCCGAUUCGAGCUUCACUGCCCGGUCGAACUCGCCAAUUGGUGGCUUUGUCGCGGAGAGAGGCGGCAAGGGCGGGCAUUACGACGAACGCCGACCCGAGGGCUACAGCGCCGUUGAGGUGCCUGGUGGUCUGAGGGAGAUGUUGGCGGAUGACAGUACGGAGGAAGCGCAUCAUUCAUGACAAGAGAGCACUGGGUCGCUGUGGACUUCUGUACUUUAUUUGCAACAUCUACUCGCACAUUAUGUUGCCCGUCUUGAAUGGAAGGGCUUUUAGUCAUAUCAUGUUUGGAGCUGUGUGGACGC
Messenger RNA from Tilletiaria anomala UBC 951, 5114 nucleotides. RefSeq lists its product as uncharacterized. The transcript has 2 exons. The record is from RefSeq and is a predicted model, not a curated record. NCBI's taxonomy places the organism in Eukaryota, Fungi, Basidiomycota, Exobasidiomycetes, Georgefischeriales, Tilletiariaceae. Bases 109 to 4992 code for a protein of 1627 amino acids.